GGUUAAAGUGGUGCCAAGCUGUGAGAGAGGAAGUCUGUGUUUAAGGCUGUGCAAAAAACCCCAUCUCUUGAGCUCUAGGUGAUAUUGAAUAUUCCCUGAGGAUUGGAUAACAGUGUCCAAUAACUGGCAUCCUGCUGGCGAGCCCCAGCCAGAGUAGACCUAUUCAGCCAACACUGAGGAGAAAAGAGAACCUUGUCUUGUACCCUGUUGGUGAUUUUGUUGGGGAGGAGGGGAGAAGAUUUAAGCUUUAAGCCUACUGAGAGAAGGAUUUGUCCGAUCACAAGAUGGUUUUAAAUGAGGUGGAUGAUGGAGGAUCUGAACAAGAAGACAACAGAUUCCUGGAGCCUGAUGUCAUUGCCAAGGGAAACAUACUUGAGAGUUUUACAGAGAGCCAUGAAGUACAGGAGUUGAUUAAUAAUCUCAGAUUAGUGUAUGAAGACCUGACGUUGCGAGAAACAGCACUUGAAAAAUUUAAAGUUAUAAUGGACAAGUACCAAGAACAGCCUCAUCUUUUGGAUGCUCAUUUAGAGUGCAUGUUGAAUGUACUAUUAGAUAUUGUCCGGGAUGAAGCAUCUCCCUCUUCUUUAAUUCAUCUGGCCUUUCAAUUUCUCUACAUCAUUUCAAAGGUCCGAGGGUGUAAAACUUUCCUGCGACUAUUUCCUCAUGAGGUAGUCGAUGUGCAGCCUGUUUUAGAUAUGCUUGUAUGUCAGAAUCCAAAAGACUAUAUGACCUGGGAGACUCGUUAUAUGCUAUUGUUAUGGUUGUCUGUAACAUGCCUGAUUCCAUUUGAUUUGGCACGGCUAGAUGGAAAUAUCUCUUCCCUAGAAGGAUGCCCUCGCGUAUCAACAAUGGACCGAAUCCUCACGGUAGCAAAAUCUUACCUUAUGGUAAGUGACAAGCCUCGAGAUGCAGCUGCAGUCUUGGUCUCCAAGUUUAUAACCCGCCCUGAUGUCAAACAAAAAAGAAUGGCAGACUUCCUGGACUGGACCCUUUCAACAUUGUCUAAGUCUUCUUUUCAGACGAUGGAAGGGGCUAUUGUAAUGGAUGGCAUGCUUCAAGCUCUGGCACAACUUUUUAAACAUGGAAAAAGAGAAGACUGUUUACCAUAUGCUUCUACUGUGCUUGAAUGCCUUGAUAAGUGCAAGCUGUCUGAAAGUAACCAAACACUUCUUCGCAAGCUGGGAGUGAAACUUGUUCAGCGACUUGGCCUGACAUUUCUUAAGCCAAAGGUGGCAAAGUGGAGGUAUCAGCGGGGUUUCCGAUCUUUAGCUGCAAAUCUGCAGUUUUCCACUGAUGGCUCUUGUGCACAGAAAACAGAUGAUUCAGUUGCUGUCAAGAAAGAGGAGGAAGAGGAAGAGGAAUAUGAUAUUCCAGGAGAGGUUGAAAAUGUUGUAGAACAAUUACUGAUUGGAUUGAAAGACAAGGACACAAUUGUCAGAUGGUCUGCAGCAAAAGGGAUUGGCAGACUGACUGGAAGGUUACCGAAAGAGUUGGCUGAUGAAGUGGUUGGAUCUGUGUUAGAAUGCUUCAGUUUUCAUGAAACGGACAGUGCUUGGCAUGGUGGAUGUUUGGCUCUAGCUGAAUUAGGAAGAAGGGGAUUGCUUCUACCUUCCCGGCUCCCUGAUGUUGUUCCUGUGAUUUUAAAAGGACUGACCUAUGAUGAGAAACGGGGAGCCUUCAGUGUCGGCUCUAAUGUACGGGAUUCAGCUUGCUAUGUAUGUUGGGCUUUUGCUCGUGCCUAUGACCCCUUAGAACUGAGACCAUUUGUCAAACAAAUUGCAAGUGCCCUGGUUAUAGCUGCUGUAUUUGAUCGUGAUAUUAAUUGCAGGAGAGCUGCCUCGGCUGCCUUCCAGGAGAAUGUUGGUAGACAGGGUACAUUCCCACAUGGAAUUGACAUUUUGACCGCAGCUGAUUAUUUUGCUGUUGGUAACAGAGCAAACUGCUUCCUCAAUAUAAGUGUAUAUAUCGCUGGAUUUUCUGAGUAUACCCAGCCAAUGAUUGAUCACUUGGUUAACAUGAAGAUUAACCACUGGGAUGGUGUUAUUCGGGAGUUAUCAACCAAAGCUCUACAUAAUCUUACACCACAGGCCCCUGAAUAUAUAACAAAUGAAGUUUUACUCAAACUGCUACCACUAACAGUAGGCACAGAUCUUCAUACUCGUCACGGAACAAUUCUGGCCUGCGCUGAGAUUACCCAUGCCUUGAGUAAACUAGCAGAAGAAAAUAAGAGAUCCAUUACAUCAUAUUUAGAUGAAAAAAUCUUGGAAGGACUUAAACAGAUUCAUUUGGAGCUUUCCCGUCGUCAGUUGUAUAGGGGUUUGGGUGGAGAACUAAUGAGACCAGCUGUUUGCACUUUGAUUGAAAAGUUAUCACUUUCAAAGGUUCCCUUUAAGGAAGAUCCCAUAAUUGAUGGCUGGCAAUGGCUAAUAAAUGACAGCUUACAAAGUCUCCAUCUUGUUUCAAGCAAUGCAAGGCAACAAAUAAAAGAAUCAGCAGUCUCUGCUUUAGCUGCUUUGUGUAAUGAAUAUUAUUGCACUGGAGAGGGAAGUGCAAAUCCAGCUCAACAAGAUGAACUGGUGAAGCAAUACAUUUCAGGCCUGCAAAGCCAUGAGGAAAUGAUUCGGUGUGGCUUUUCUCUAGCCUUGGGUGCUCUUCCUAAGUUGCUUCUAAAAGGCAAAUUCCAGAAGGUUUUAGAAGGUUUGAAGAGAGUCACUUCAAUUUCCCCUGAAACUGUGAGCUUUGCUGAAUCCAGAAGAGAUGGGUUAAAAGCUAUUGCAAAAGUUUGCUUAACAGUUGGCGCGAAAAGAGAAGGGUCACCAACUGAAUAUGUGUGCAAAAAUAAUAUUGCACAGAUAUACGACAUGUUGCUGAAUGGACUGAAUGACUACACCACAGACAGUCGUGGUGAUGUUGGAGCAUGGGUGAGAGAAGCUGCUAUGACGAGUUUAAAAGAAGUGACGCUGUUGCUAACACAGACUGAGCCAGAGUUAAUUGACGCUGAUGUUACCAAGCAGAUCAUGUGCUGUGUGGCCCAACAGUCAGCGGAAAAAAUUGACCGAUUUCGAGCUCAUGCAGGAUCUGUGUUCCUCACACUUUUGUACUUUGACAACCCUCCUGUUCCACAUAUACCCCAUCGAGAAGAAUUAGAGAGGAUAUUUCCAAGAUCAGAGGCUAUAACAUUCAACUGGAAUGCAGAAUCACAAGCCUUUCCUAGAAUCACACAGCUUUUGGGCUUAGCAUCGUACCGUUACCAUGUUCUAACAGGUCUGACUGUAUCUGUUGGUGGACUGACCGAAUCAACAGUGCGGUACUCAUCCCAAAGCAUGUUUGAUUAUCUGAAGAGUAUUCAGAAUGACAUGGAUGCAAUGAAUAUCUUUUGUGAGACAUUGCUGCAGGUUUUUGAAGACAAUUUACUGAAUGAUAGAGUGUCUGUACCACUGUUAAAGAUGCUGGACCAGAUACUGGCCAAUGGCUGCUUUGAUAUCUUUGUGGCUGAAGAAAACCACCCAUUUCCUAUGAAGUUACUUAAACUUUGUAAAGAAGAAAGCAGGAAAUCUAAAGAUGUCCAGAAACUUCGCUCCAGCAUUGCAGUUUUUUGUGGCCUGAUUCAGUUUCCAGGAGACAUGAGAAAGCAAGUUCUAUUUCAGCUCUUCCUCCUCCUUUGUCAUCCAUUUCCAGUUAUAAGGAAGACGACAGCUAGUCAGGUGUAUGAAAUGCUGAUAACCUACAGUGAUGUUGCUGAACCUGAUGUUAUAGAAGAAGUCAUGACAAUUUUGAGUGACACCAACUGGGAUGCAGACUUGUCAUUUCUGAGGAAGCAGCGCAACUAUUUAUGUGAUUUAAUGAAAGUGCCGAAACCACAAUUAAUAAGCAAGAACAAAUAAAUGGAAACCCAUCAACAUUGAAAACAAAGAUCCAAAAGAGAAAGAAGAAUUUGACUCAACAACCUGAGCAACUGUAUAAAGAAAAAGUAAUAGUUUGCAGGCCUGCAUUUGGAAGCACUGUAUUUACUAGAGAAUUUUUAUUUAAAGAAUUGUUAACUAAACUUAAAGUCUGAUAGUGUUAACUCCACAUUCAUAGCCACAAGAUGGCAGUUUGGACACAUAAUUUUCUCUUGUAGUUCAAAUUUAAUAUGAAUUCUGAGCCUUGAUAUUGCAUGUUCCUUUUUCAAAAUUGAAUUCAAGUAUCUAUUGGAAAGAUCAAACCACAAUUUCUUGUAUAUUCUAUCUUUUCCAGCUGUUUGUCUUGUUUACAAUGAAAGCUUGAACAUGCUAGUGAAGCAAUUUGUACUUGCUAAAGCAAGUUACCCUGUCAUGCAUUGCUGUUAGCUUAGCUUCUCUGUAGUAAACGUCAACCCACAACUCCAGUUGUUGUGCUCACAAGGAUAGCCACUUUGCUCUUGAAAGGGGAAAUAGGUGUGUGUGCGUGAUGUGUUUGAAUGCUAGUAAUGGCAACUAUGCAAACUGAUAUUCAGGAAAGGGACUGUUGAUGUUCUUGGCCUGUGUAAAGGGCACCAAAACAGUGGGAUCACAACCUAUAUUGAGUGUAUGGUUUUGACUGGAAAACUAAAAAUAUAUCACCUCUAAAAACAGGAAAUACAAUUGAAACUUCUUUUCCCCAAACUUGAAAUAAAAUGUCUACUCCUGA
Molecule: messenger RNA, 4647 nt
Organism: Sceloporus undulatus (fence lizard)
Lineage: Eukaryota; Metazoa; Chordata; Lepidosauria; Squamata; Phrynosomatidae
Gene: TBCD
Product: tubulin folding cofactor D
Exons: 41
Coding region: 285-3884 (1199 amino acids)
Biological process (GO): post-chaperonin tubulin folding pathway; tubulin complex assembly; bicellular tight junction assembly
Cellular component (GO): lateral plasma membrane
Molecular function (GO): GTPase activator activity; beta-tubulin binding
Source: RefSeq, a predicted model, not a curated record